Bactrocera oleae (olive fruit fly) is the source of this 6094-nucleotide messenger RNA. RefSeq names its product Calcineurin A at 14F (gene CanA-14F). The record is from RefSeq and is a predicted model, not a curated record. Lineage: Eukaryota; Metazoa; Arthropoda; Insecta; Diptera; Tephritidae. Gene Ontology annotation, biological process: calcineurin-mediated signaling. Gene Ontology annotation, molecular function: calmodulin-dependent protein phosphatase activity; calmodulin binding. Gene Ontology annotation, cellular component: calcineurin complex; cytoplasm.
AGCUAAAUUCGUAAGACAACAAUUAAUAUUAUCUCCUUAACAAAAAUAUAAAUAUGUUCGCAAAUAGUUAAUUUUUUGUUAGGAAAUUCUAAGAGGAAAUGUACUCUUCGCUUGUCAAGUCAAGACAGCAACACCCACAGUGGCGACACCUGACAUGCGUUACACAGCGAAAGGAGAGCGACAUCUUGAGUGGCCUUUCGUUGUAAAAUCAACUUGGCAGCACCGAGGAGAGCUAGUCAUGUAUUAGCAGAGAACGAAAAAUAUUAGUUUUUCUUUCACAUCAUUUUGUCGCGGACGGGGAAAAUUUUUGGUCGCAGUGAAAUUGAUAGUUUUUUGUUUUGUGCAAUUCUAAUUGGAAAUUAACAAGAACUAAAUAAAAUCAACUAACAGUGUUGAAUGCAGAUUGUGCAUUACCACUGCUAGCGACGGCCAAAAGUAGCCGCACCGCAGACAGUUUCUGGCAAAUCGCUCAACAAAUUACAGCGUAUAACCAAAGCAAAUUUAAAUAGAACCAACAAACAUGUCUUCGGUUACACAGCACACGGGCAAUCAGCCGGUGGCGCAACAGAAUGGUAAACAGCAAUCAAAUGCAGCCAACUCUGCAGGCACAACCACCACCAACAAUAACAUACACGACAAAGUGGCCGGCGGCAAUGGGUCCGCUGGCAAUGGCGCCGGUGGUGCGAACUCAGACACGCCAUCACAACAAAGCCCCACCAAAAAGACAGGUCUCUCGACUAAAGAGCGCGUGAUUGACAGUGUACCCUUUCCGCCGAGUCGCAAACUAACUGUGGCCGAUGUAUUUGAUGCACGCACCGGUAAGCCACAACAUGACGUACUUAAACAACACUUUAUACUCGAGGGACGCAUCGAGGAUGCCGCAGCUUUGCGUAUCAUCCAAGAGGGCGCUGCUUUGUUGCGGCAAGAAAAGACCAUGAUCGAUAUCGAGGCACCGGUAACAGUGUGUGGCGAUAUACAUGGUCAAUUCUAUGAUCUAAUGAAGUUGUUCGAAAUCGGUGGUUCACCCGCCUCUACCAAGUAUCUCUUCCUGGGCGAUUAUGUGGAUCGAGGUUACUUUAGUAUUGAGUGUGUUUUGUAUUUGUGGUCAUUGAAAAUCACAUACCCGAAUACAUUAUUCUUACUGCGUGGCAAUCACGAAUGCCGACAUUUAACAGAGUAUUUCACUUUCAAACAAGAGUGUAAGAUCAAAUACUCGGAACGUGUUUAUGAUGCAUGCAUGGAUGCUUUCGAUUGUUUACCUCUAGCGGCUUUAAUGAAUCAACAAUUUCUGUGUGUCCAUGGUGGUUUGUCACCGGAAAUACACGAACUGGAAGAUAUACGUCGUUUGGAUAGAUUUAAGGAGCCACCAGCAUUCGGACCUAUGUGCGAUUUAUUAUGGUCAGAUCCCUUAGAGGAUUUUGGAAAUGAGAAAAAUUCCGACUUCUACACGCACAACUCGGUGCGCGGCUGUUCGUAUUUCUAUAGUUAUGCAGCAUGCUGUGACUUUUUGCAAAAUAACAAUCUUUUAUCGAUUAUACGUGCACACGAGGCGCAGGACGCCGGCUAUCGCAUGUAUCGCAAAAGUCAAACCACUGGGUUCCCAUCGCUAAUUACUAUCUUCUCGGCACCGAAUUAUUUAGAUGUAUACAACAACAAAGCGGCGGUGUUGAAAUAUGAAAAUAAUGUAAUGAACAUCAGACAGUUCAACUGUUCUCCACAUCCUUACUGGCUUCCCAAUUUCAUGGACGUAUUCACUUGGUCGUUGCCGUUCGUGGGCGAGAAAGUUACCGAAAUGCUGGUGAAUGUAUUGAAUAUUUGCUCGGACGAUGAACUCAUGACCGAGGAAAGUGAAGAGCCGUGCUCCGAUGAUGAAGCGGCGUUACGCAAGGAAGUCAUACGAAAUAAAAUACGUGCGAUCGGUAAAAUGGCGCGUGUAUUCUCAGUGUUACGUGAAGAAUCUGAAUCUGUACUGCAAUUGAAGGGACUCACACCAACUGGUGCACUACCUUUGGGCGCACUAUCUGGUGGCAAGCAGUCGUUGAAGAAUGCGAUGCAAGGCUUCUCGCCCAAUCACAAGAUCACUUCAUUUGCCGAAGCGAAGGGUCUGGAUGCUGUGAACGAGCGCAUGCCGCCGCGACGCGACUCGACGCCAUCGCCCGCUGAGGAGGGACAAAAGUCGUUGUCGGCUGCCGCUGCAGCAGCGGCGAAUGCCAAUGCCAACGCCAAUGCGAAUGCAAUCAAUGGAUAAUUCUAAGUCCAUAGUGUUUUAGUAGCCAUGUAUGUCUGUAUUUAGCCUAAGCGGCCGAUUGCAACGUUACGUUUCAUAAUAACAUUGUGUUUGUUGUACUACGGGUAAUACAUAUACGAGUAAACGAGUGGUCUAGCCACCAGCCAGUGGCGUAAAUAUUUGAAGAAGCGGUGAAAUGAGCGUAACUCUUAAGUUAAUAAACAAUUCAAAAGUUUAGGUAUGAAAUAUCAAAAUACAAAUUGAAUGCAUCGUGGAGUUGUGUCAAAAGUAUAGCAGAAGCAGAAGAAGAAGAAAAGUAAACAUUAUUAAAUUAAAUAUACAUAAAUGAAAACAAAAGCAGAAAAAAGGAAGGAAAUGAAAGAAUUUCAUAGAAAAUUUAAUAAAUAUCUCGUCGUUGUUAUUUCAUCUCGUCCUACUUUCGAUGCACGGUCGUACGCUAUUUUAUUCAAUGUAACUGAAACUGGAAACGCAUGCAUCGGCGAUGCCCUACUGCAUUGGUGAUCCGUGCUAAAACGGUAAUAUUUUGUAUUUACCGUUAGUAUAUAAUACAAGCAGUUCAAGUGCAUACACACCCGUCCACACAUAUAGACAUUAACAUGGCUUUGUGUCGUGUAGGGGGGCAUGUGUGGAGCGAGCUUCACGCAUUGAUGGCGUCGGCGCCGUGCACACUCAUCUGGUGAUCGUUUUGUGGUCUUAUACGUGCCAUCUUCGUUGUAGUCAUACAUACAUAUGUAAUUGCUGCCUUUAUUCGUUCUGUUCGCUCGGUCCUACAUAUACAUAUAUAUUUUAUCUAAGUCAUAUAUGCAUUUUCCAAAAAUGCCUAACAAUUAGAAGAAAAAAAAAACGUAUUUGUAAAGCGAUUUAUUGUAAAAAAAAUAUAUAUAUUUUAGUUAACAUGUAGUUAAAAAAAAUAGUAUGUGUAAACCCCUGUUCAACUGGCAGGGAUGCUGUUGCUAACAAUGAUUAUAUACAUACAUACAUACGUAGUAUAUGUAUAUGUAGUAUCUAUAAGAUACAAACAUAUAUAUAAAUUUUCUACUUUCUAGCGCUUGAGGAGUGAAACAGUGUAUGCUCUCGUUAUAAGAAGUUUGUCCAACCGCACUCACUUCGCUCUAUACAUGUAUAACUAUGCAUAUUGCCUAACUCUCACACUCUCUCUCUAUCUAUCUAUCUAACUCUCAAUUACUUAGACCGAGCCGAAAAAGAAUCUCGAAAUAAUCAUAAAGCUUAGCAAUUUUUAUUUUGGUAUUUUUAUAAUGAUUACAUGUAAUCUAUAUUGAUCUACAAAUUAAUAUUUACAAAUACUAUGCAUAAAAUGAAAAUAUGAAUAAAGAAUGAUUGUUAACCAAUUGUGUGCAGAUCGCAUUAAAAAUUACUUAGUUAAUUGUUAAUCAAUGAGUAGAGACUAUCAUUUUUGGUUUUAUAUUAUUUCCUUUCUAUGUAAGCGAAAUGUAACUAUCUACUAUAAAGAAUUUAAUGAAAUUUUUCUUAAAUAAUAUUACAUUUACUUAUAAUUGAAAUGUGAAUUUACAAUUAAGAUUAAAGCUAAAUAAAUAAAUAAAAUUAAAUAAAUAAUAAAUGAAUAAGUUAAAUACAACAAAAAUACAAAAAAUAUAUAUAUGCAGAACAGAGAAAAAAUGUUGAAACUAGUAUCAACGCAAUCAGCAAAGCAAAUGCUAAGUUAAUAAAAGCAAAGUACAUGCAUACAUACUUUUUCAUUAAUUCAAAAUUAUUAUACAUAUAUAAAUAUAAAACUUAUAGCAAUUUGAAGUACUUUACAUUAUAGAAAUACGUACAUAUAACUUUAAAUAUCGCCCAAAGUACAGCAAAGAUAAAACAGUUUAAACUCAAUGCACGAAUACACAAAAUUAACCAGAGACUUUCGGUAUAUAAGCGCUGCAAAACUGUGUUUUCAAACAAAAUUGGUGUCUGAUUUUCCCACAACUUUGUUAUUAUUAUUAUUUUUUGUUAAUGAAUUUUAUUUGUGUAGACAUAUAAAGACACAUAAGUACUGACAUAAAAACGUAAUUCGCAAGUAAAAAUUAUCGUUAUCGUUAUCGUUUUUCGUAUUUUAAUUAUGUUUAGAAAUCGUUAAACAAAUAACUGUGAAUUUAAUUAAACAUUUUUAGUUAGAUGAUUUAUUAGUUUUGAACUCUUAGUAUAAUGAUUGAUGAUACCCACAAAUUUUGAACGUAAGUUUGAUAAAGUAAUAUGGCAAGAAAUGUUCACAGUUCACAAACUUAGUUUUGAGAAAAACGCUUUUGAAGUUUUACGCUCAAUUUAUCAAGCGCUUGCAGCUGCUGCUAGCUACCUGUUUUCAAACGUUCCACAGCGGCCGAAACCCCUUUACUAAUUAUCGAAUGACUCACAAAGUAUUUGUCGCUCUUACUUCAAAUACUCAGUGAAUAUUUCUAAGAUAUUAUACUUAAAGAAUGUGCAAGACAAAUCGAAAAUUCUGACUACACCUUACCCCUUAGAUAAUUGAGAUAUUUUCAUAAUCUUUUUUAUUAAACAUGAGAAAACCUAAUUUUUUUUUAAAUUAACGUAACCACAUUUUAUAAAUUCAGUUUGUGAGCAGUGAAGAUCAGCAAUAAAUUUUGAUUACUAAAAAAUUUUUAAUUUUUUUCUGAAUAUUAUAAGUUUUUGAACUUUUCGUAAAUUUGCUCAUGAGAACUUAUUAUUAAUUUUCAUAAUGAUAGCACAAACUGAAAUUAUAGAAGAGUGAAAUAAAAGCAAAUUGAUUACAGCUCGAAGAAUUAAAAGGAAAAAUUUGUGAACAGGAGUGAGAGAACAGAGCUGAAAUUGACUAAAACAAUCUAUUUUAAUUUGUUAGAAAGUAUAAGUUUCAUACUUGAAAACUACACAAUAUUAUGAAAGAGUUCUUAUAUUUCCUUUCCGAAAUCUAACCUCAAUAUUUUUGUUAUGUAAAAUAAUAAUUUCUUAUGAUGAAAAUACUAGAGGAAGUUCGAUCAUUUGUUCAAUACAUGUUUAACUUAUUUAAUGCCUCAAAACACAUUUUCAUUAAAAAAAAAAUUUGUUUUCAUAACAGACAUCGCAAAGAGCAAAGCGAAAAACAAUUGCACUGACUCCGUUUUAAUAGCGAAAAGCAGCUGCGAAAGUCUCUAUAGUAAAGCAACAAGAAAUUCAAACACAUAAUAUCAAAAUAUAACAUACAUAUACAUAUAUAACAAAUAUACAUAUUAGGAAAUUAUUAUGAACAAGUUUGUAAUCGUCAGAGAAUGUUGCGAAAAAAGUCGUAAAAACUUAUACACAAAAAUGUAGUUUGAGUGAGGGAAUACAUAUAUUGUGAGAAAAAGAAAAUCGAGAACGCCAUAAAUAAAAAACAAAAAUUGCAAAGUAGCAGAGAGCACAUCUUCAUUUCUAGAUAAAUCUUUAAAAUUUUUAAAUUUUAUUGUAAAAGUUACAUAUUAAUUACGUAUAUCGUAAAAAAAAAUUAAACAAAAACAACUUAAUAACAAUCCAAAUCAUAUUGCAAAGCAUUAAAAAGUCAUGCAAAAAGUAAUAAACAAUUAUUAUAAAAACAACAAAUAGCAAAACCAAAAGAAAACAAAAAAAUCAACAAAAAAAUAUUUGCGAGCAAGAAAUUACCUUUUAACGGUAUACAAAUCUUAAUGCAAUCCCUUAUAAAAUUUUUAAACAUUUAAGUAACAAAACCAAAUUAUCAAUGUUAUUUAAAUAAAAAGUAUAAUAAAAACAACCAAACGUUUACAGACUACAAAAUUGAAAACAAAAAAAUAAUAACAAUAAAAAAGAAACAAAAACAAAACAAAAUAUAAGUACCUAUCCUCAAAAUAAAAUGCGCACAUUUAUUUAUUUCCUUUCAAA